Molecule: messenger RNA, 582 nt
Organism: Trichosurus vulpecula (common brushtail)
Lineage: Eukaryota; Metazoa; Chordata; Mammalia; Diprotodontia; Phalangeridae
Product: interferon tau-2-like
Exons: 1
Coding region: 1-582 (193 amino acids)
Biological process (GO): T cell activation involved in immune response; defense response; cytokine-mediated signaling pathway
Cellular component (GO): extracellular region
Molecular function (GO): cytokine activity; type I interferon receptor binding
Source: RefSeq, a predicted model, not a curated record
AUGUCCUCCUGGAUAUUGUUGCCAGUUGCCCUGAUGAUGCUCUGCUCCAGCACCCUCUGCUCUCUGGACUGUGACCUGACUCAAGGCCUGAAGGCAGACUUCUCACUUCUGCACCAAAUGAGCACAUUUUCCCUGGUGCCGUGUUGGAAGGACAGGACCAACUUCCACUUCCCAAAGGAAGCCAUGGAAGGUAGCCAACUCCAGAGGGAAAAUGGCACAGUCAUUCUUCAUGAGAUGCUCCAGCACACCUUCACCAUCUUUAGGCAGAAUAGCACUCCUAAGACUUGGAAUCAGACCCAGCUCAGGCGGUUGCUCAUGGGACUGCAUCGGCAGCUGGAACAGCUAGAGAGGUGUGUUGGGCAGGAUAUGCAAUGGGAAGAGCCUUCCUUGGGCAAUCAGAACCCUAGCUUGGCCCUGGAGAGCUACUUCCAAGGAAUAAGCCAGUACCUACAAGCUAAAGAAUACAGCCACUGUGCCUGGGAGAUUGUGAGAGUAGAGAGCAGGAAGCUCCUUCUGUUUAUGAACAAACUAUAUUCUCAGGAAUUGAGGAAGAAAAAAAUUGAUUUUCAGUUCUUCAAAUAA